Zasmidium cellare ATCC 36951 is the source of this 1503-nucleotide messenger RNA. RefSeq lists its product as uncharacterized. NCBI's taxonomy places the organism in Eukaryota, Fungi, Ascomycota, Dothideomycetes, Mycosphaerellales, Mycosphaerellaceae. The transcript has 8 exons. The record is from RefSeq and is a predicted model, not a curated record. Bases 1 to 1503 code for a protein of 500 amino acids. Gene Ontology annotation, molecular function: iron ion binding; oxidoreductase activity, acting on paired donors, with incorporation or reduction of molecular oxygen; heme binding.
AUGGCAUUGAUAGCACAGGCGACGGCGGCACUCGGUAUCUUGUGCAUUUUUGCUGCGUUGUAUCUCAUCGGAUCAUGUGUCUACAACGUAUACUUCCACCCACUAUCACGAUACCCUGGCCCGCGAUUCUGGGCAGCGUCUCAACUGCCUUGGACGUACCACGUAUUCAAAGGAGAUCUUGCGAAGCCUAUCAUUCCUCGACUGCACGAGAAGUAUGGACGAGUAGUCCGCAUAGCGCCUGACAGACUGGUCUAUGCCGAUGCUUCAGCAUGGAGAGAUCUCUACGUCCAAAAGUCCAGUACAGGACAACAAAACCCACGAGACCCUAGCAAGUUCCUUCCAGCGCCCAAAGGAGGGAUCAACAGUAUCCUCUUAGCAGACGAUCGCAGCCAUGCACGUUUCCGCAGCUUCCUGUCACCGGCCUUCAGCACGAAGGCUAUGGAUGAACAGCGAGAUAUAGUCAGGGGCUACGUCGACCUGCUCAUCAAAGGUGUGGCCACGAGUGCUAAAGAGGGGCCUCAUGAUAUGGUCGCCUGGCUGAAUUGGACAUCUUUCGACAUCAUUGGCGACCUAUGCUUUGGAGAGUCGUUUGACGGUCUGGUCAAGAGACGAGAACAUCCUUGGAUAUACUUCAUUUUCCAUCACGUCACAACUGGUCUGAUGGUGGCCCACUUGCACUCUACAUUCCCUUGGACUAGACGGUUUCUACCUUAUCUGUCUUCAAACGAGGCCUUGCAAAGUCGCCUUCAACACAGACAGAUGACCAUCGAGAAGGUCAAGAGUCGAAUCGAUCGAGGGGAGACAGAUAGGCCAGACUUCAUCACACUGGCCUUGCGCGAUCAUGGCAAGCAGCAGCCACUUAGUCUGGCUGAACUUGUUCCAAACAUGAUGACCCUCAUCAUAGCCGGAAGCGAGACGACCGCAGGUGCUCUUGCCGGCGCGUUGUACUUGCUAUGCAGAAACAACCAGGUGUACAGACGUCUCGUGGCCGACAUCCGGGCCGCAUUCGCAACAGACGAUGACAUUGACAUCCACAGACUUAAUCAGCUCGAGUACCUGACGGCUGUGCUACGCGAGUCACUUCGUUUGUAUCCUCCGGUUCCAACAGAAUGGCAUCGGCGCAUCGCGGAUCCAGCAGGACAGCUGGUUGCUGGCGAGUGGGUACCGUACGGGACCUUCUGCGGCGUAGCACAAUAUGCAGCAAACCGUUACAAACCUGCUUUCCGCGACGCCGACUCCUUCGUGCCCGAACGCUGGCUCGGCGACGCCAAGUAUGCCGCGGACGAGCUGGAGCUGGUGCAGCCGUUCGCGAUAGGGCCACGCAACUGUCUUGGGCAGAGCCUGGCGUACAUGGAGAUGCGGCUGAUCCUCGCUCGUCUUCUCUACAACUUCGACUUUACCCUAUCGGAACCUGACAGGGAUUGGAUCGACGAUCAAAGUACCUUUGGAUUGUGGCAGAAAGUGCCCUUGAUGAUGAACGUUGUCCCUGUGGGCGUGAGUUAG